AUCAUUCAUAGUCUGCGAACAAACAGAUAUAUGUUAGGAAAAGGUUCUACGGAGGUGCCUACAAAAUGCAGCUAGAAUCUUUGGAGCUGGCUGGCUGUACGCUUGACCGGUACAUUAGCUUUGAUAAUUCGCGCCCUUCCUUUUUGGAGUUAACUGGCAUUGCAGCACAACGGAGUCCAACAUGCAGUGGGUUAAAUGCUGGCGAUUACCGCAACCUUGCUGCUCUCCUGAACCAUCCUAACUUGUCACAGUUGAAAAUUCUCAACAAAGUGCCUUUGCCACCAGAGAUUAUGGAACACUUUGCUCAUAUGCAAUGCCAUUGUUUAAUGGGAGUUUUCCCUGAAAUUAGCAGAGUUUGGCUUGCAAUAGACAGCAAUAUAUAUGUUUGGGCAUUUGAACAUGGGAGUGAUGUUGCAUAUUUCGAUGGAUUAGGAGAAACCAUAGUCAGUGUUGGCUUAGUUAAACCAAAACCAGGGGUGUUUCAGAAUUUUGUCAAGUAUUUGCUUGUUCUCACAACAACAGUGGAAAUUGUUGUAUUAGGUGUGACAUUUUCAUCAAACAAAAGCGAUUCUCCAAGAGAAUUUCAAGAAAUACAUCUUGUCUCAGAACCUGUCUUUGUUCUGCCAACUGAUGGUGUGUCAAUGAUGUGUGUUAAAUCCACUUCAAGAGGUCGAAUAUUUAUGGGAGGUAAAGAUGGCUGUCUGUAUGAAAUAACCUAUCAGGCACAAUUAGGAUGGUUUGGUAAACAUUGCAAGAAAGUGAACCAUUCCACCAGCACUCUUUCAUUCCUAGUACCAUCAUUUCUAAAUGCCGCAUUAUAUGAUGAGGAUCCGAUAGUAAAAAUUGAAGUUGAUGAUUCCCGGAACAUUUUGUAUACACUCAGUGAAAAAGGCUGUAUAGAAGUAUUUGAUCUUGGCAAGGAUGGUGAGAGCCUCAGUCGAGUUGUAAGGCUAACACAAGGAAAGAUUGUAUCUGCAGCUGUGGAUAUAGUGAAAACUUUGGAAGUAAGCAACUUCAAACCUGUCAUAGCAAUUUCUGCUGUAGAUGAAUCAGAGUCUGACCAUUUGAAUUUAGUAGCAGUCACACAGACUGGAGCAAGAUUAUAUUUUAGCACGGGAAGUGGAGAUACAAACCAAAGUGGUAUACAGCGACCACAGUACUUGACAAUGCUGCAUGUAAGGCUGCCCCCUGGAUUCACUCCUAAUUCAUCAGUGUUAAAGCCAAAACAAGUUCACAGUGCUGUUUACGAAAAUGGUUCCCUGGUAAUGAUAUGUUCAUCCGGUGGCGGCGAGGCGGAGACUCUGUGGUGCCUGUCCCGCGUCAUCCCGGGCAGCGCGGCCUUCAGCGAGGCGCACACCGUGCUGGCGCUGGACGGGCCCGCCUGGGCGCUCACUGCGCUGCCUCACCAGCACGCCGCUCACAUAUCCAACGCUCUUCUCACUAAAAAAGAAGUGUGGUGUGUCUCGCGAUGGGCAGUAGUGACAGGGGCGGGAGCCUGUAUCAUAACAGCCGGAGCUGCUCCAGACAUACUACGAACAUUACUUAGAGACUGUCGGGGUCCUGAAGCACAUGCUGUCAAGGACUUCUUUCAGCUGCACAGUGUAGAACAAGCAUGCGCAUGCGCCUUGUAUUUGGCGUGCGAGGAUACCAUCAGCAGUGACCUCUCAAUCAGCGAGUGGGCUACCAGAGCAUUCUUCUUAUAUGGGACCCAGAUGACUCCAGCUCCAAUCUAUCAGCACUCUUCACAGAUGCCUUCCAGUAUAGGUUCACCCAAGUUUUCACCGCGACAAAUGUCAACGCCCAUGUCGAGAGGACCGCAGGGUCAAAUUCAGGGACCGCAAGCAAACAAGUUCAAUCAGUCGUACCAACAACACAUGAACCAGUCAUUCCCGGGGUCGCCGAACCACUCGAUGAUGACGCAACAGCCGCAAUACUCUAUGAGUCCGACCCCGUACAACCAGACUUCGUUCAACGGAAACAUCACUCAGCAACAAAGAGACCCUAACUACCCAGUGCCAAUUGAAUUUAGUGCGAAACACAACGGCCUCUAUAUUUACGUCGGUCGAAUACUGUUGCCGAUAUGGAAUUUAAAAUGCGUCUCGAAAUCCCAGACUCCGGACAGUAAAGAAUUCAUGUCUAGUCAAGUGACAGGCGAGGACUGUGCGUACAUAGCCAAGAAAUUGCAACGUGUGGCGGCGUUCAUGCAGCGCACAUUGGCGCCGCAACAUUCUGAAGAGCACACAUCGCUAAAUGCAUUGAAGUUAUUUGUCUCAAUGGCAAUAGAAAUGUUGAAUCUAUGGAGAGUACUAUGUGAGCACCAGUUUCACGUGAUAGCUGCGAGCCUGCCCGCAGAUCAGCAGAAUGCUCUUCAAGCAGCAAGUUUUAGAGAAUUACUGGUUGGCGGUCAGGAAGUAGCGUGCUUACUUCUAGGAUCUUUGGUGGCAGGAUAUCUGCGUGACAAUGCUUCUGUCGAUGGAAUUUCACAGAAACUACGACAAUUAUGUCCAACAUUGUACAGGCAAGAAGACGCUACUUGCUCCAAGGCCAACGAACUCUUGAUGUUUGCCAAACAACAAAAGAAUCCCACGGAAAGGGAAGAAAUGUUGCAGCAUGCCCUAAAACUGUGUAAAGAUGUGGCCCCAAAUGUGAACCUGCCAUUGGUUUGUUCAAAACUGGCAUCUGUUGGGUUUUACUCGGGGGUGGUGGAACUGUGCGCUACUUGUGCCUGCAAACUCGAUCCUCAGGAUAAAGCACUGCAUUACUAUAAAAGUGAUCAGCCCACGCAAGAUAGAGAAGGACAUUUAGCUUAUUACAGAAGAAUGGAAAUAUAUCGCGAAGUGUGUGCUGCUCUGGAGCGUCUUUACGAGCGCAGCAACGAAGCGCCGGGCGCCGAGCCCUCCCCGCACCGAGCGCCCGCGCAGCAUUCCGCCGACGCUGACGUCACUCUGUCCCCAGCUGAUGCCAACUAUCAAGGUAGAAAGCUGGUGUGGGAGUGCUUGUCACGAGAUGACGAACUGUUGCAUGUCGCCGUUUAUGAAUGGCUAGUCUCCAAGAAUCUCGGUUCGGAAUUAUUGUCGCUGGGGAGGGCGCCACCUGCCUCAUUGCGGACAUACCUGCAGGCGGCGGCUAGAUCGGCGCCGCCCGCAGCUUCCCUCCACCUACUGGACCUGCUGUGGAAGGUCUUAGAGAAGUGCGGAGAUCAUCUCGCAGCCGCACAAGUCCUAGAGGGACUCGCUACUAGACCGGGGUCGGGCGCGACGCUGGCGCAGCGCAUGUCGUGGCUGUGCGCGGGCGUGGUGUGCGUGCGCGGCGCGGGCGCGGGCGGCGGGGAGGUGGUGCGGCGGCUGGAGGAGGCGGGCGAGGUGGCGCGCGUGCAGCGGGCCGUGCGCGCCGCCGCCGCCGCCCUGCCCGCCGCGCGCCGCCCCCCGCCGCCGCACAUGCAGCGCCUGGACGACGAGCUGCUCGAGAUCACGCAGCUGUAUGAGGAGUACGCGGACCGCUACAACCUGUGGGAGUGCAAGCUGGCCAUCGUGCAGUGCUCGGGGCACAACGACGCGCUGCUGGUCGAGAACAUCUGGAGCAACAUUCUGGCGGAGGCGGAGGCGGCCGCCAGCGCCCUGCCCGCGCCCGACGAGAGGCUGGCCUCGGUGCUCAGUAAAAUCACCACUCUGGGACGCGAAUAUGUCAACACCGGACAUUGUUUCCCCUUGUAUUUCAUUGCACGCCAGUUAGAAAUAAUGAGUUGUAAACUUCGAGCGGAUCAGAGCAUGGUGUUCAAAGCGAUUCUAAGUAUCGGAGUCUCGCUUGAACAAGUACUGGAUAUUUACAUCAAGCUGGUGAGCGUGAACGAGCGCGUGUGGCUGGGCUGCGGCGAGGAGACGCACGCGUGCGGCGCGGCGGCGCGGCUGCUGGAGGCGGCGCGCGCGCACGUGCAGCCGCUCGCAGCGCACGUGCGGCGCCGCGCGCUCGCCCGCUGCAAGGACCUACACGAAGCCGCCCUGUCCGCGCUUCAGGCUCGUCCCAACACACAACACCUGAUAGAAAGGUUGUCAGUCGCACAGGCGCACCUAGAUCGUAUGGAUUAAUGAUAAGUUUUUAGUUAUUAUUUUCACUGAAACAUUUUAGUAUUUUUUUUUAAAUUCUGUUCAGUCUGAUUUCGUCACCUUUUUUGUUCAAGACUGAUAUUAAUAUAUUAACAUGGAUUUUUAAUUUUUAUAUACUAAACAAUGUACGUAUACUUUGGGCAAAUAUUCAUUAAAAUAUAUCUAAUAUUAAGUAUCCCAUCUAUAGCUGAGCGUCUUUGAGUAAAGCACAGAGAUAAAGUUUACAAAUGAAUUUAAGCAUUGGUUACUAAUUCAAAACACAGAGUGAUAGUUUUCAUAUAACUUUCACUUAUUUUUAAUAUUGCCUCUUAAUUCGCCUGUUUGUACUAUGUUAGGUUAUUAAAUGUGAUGAGAGCUUAAUUUCUUUGCGUGAUUGACAUUUUACCAAAAACUGGUUUCAAUAAAAUAUUUCUAAUUAGCUGUAUUAUUCUAUUUGUUAGUAAAUAAAAUCAAAAACUGUUGACUGUUGAUAAAAAUAAAUAUUGAAUAAUUUGAUCAUAAAUAAAAACAUGGAAUCUUGCUUGUUUAUUUUUUUAUUUCGUUUCAUUGGUACAGUUCUCAGAUAUAACUAAUAACAUUUUAGUGUGCACAAAUAUUUAGACUAUACAUAAUUAACUGGCAGAAUUGUUUGUUCCGUUGGCAGUGAUAAUAACAUUGAAUUAUAAUGAAAAUGUUUUGUACCGUAUAAUGUAAUAGUCACGGUUAUUGUUCCAUAUAAUAUAAUACCUCAUUUAAUCAUGUAUUUCGAAAAGUGAUCUAGUUUAAUUCUUAACUGAUUUUGUGAAGAAAAAAAAAUGUUUCUAUUUUUGUAAAUAAAUAUUUAUCGUGUAACAAUAUUCGUUUCAUUAUUAAAUCUACUGAAUAGUGAGAUCUAGAUUAUUGGUAAAAGGUGUAAGAUUCUCUCAUCUUCA
Messenger RNA from Bombyx mandarina (wild silkworm), 5014 nucleotides. RefSeq names its product nuclear pore complex protein Nup154 (gene Nup154). Gene Ontology annotation, biological process: protein import into nucleus; RNA export from nucleus; protein localization to nuclear inner membrane. Gene Ontology annotation, cellular component: nuclear pore; nuclear pore inner ring. Lineage: Eukaryota; Metazoa; Arthropoda; Insecta; Lepidoptera; Bombycidae. The record is from RefSeq and is a predicted model, not a curated record. Gene Ontology annotation, molecular function: protein binding; structural constituent of nuclear pore.